UGAAAACACUGACACUGACAUUAACCUUUUAAAUGUGUUUACUGAGGCCGUGCUCUCUUGCUGGAGAUAUAGUUGGGAGACUUGGUCAGUCUCUAAACUAUGUGCAGCAUAACAGUAGAUAACGGUUCAUAUAAGUGGGACGGUUCUUUAGAUCUGGAGAUUUUUACGUUAUAUUUGUCCAGUUCUGGCUGUUUGGACUAACAAGGCACAAUGAAGAGAAGAAGUGAUCCAGCGUUCUCACCGCAACACGGGACAAAGAGACGUCGAGACAACAGCAGCUCAGACGAUGAGUCACGAUUAUCCAGACAAGACUCGAGCCAAAAUGACUCCCUCAGCGACCAGGAGGAUCACAAACCCGGGUUCUCCAUGCCCUCCAUAUCGUCAUCAUCGUCCUUUGAUGCCCUGGAAAGUGAUGCCUCCGCACAGGCCUCAUCCAACUUCUCCAUGUACAACAGUGUCUCACAGAAGCUCAUGGCAAAAAUGGGCUUCAGAGAAGGCGAAGGUCUAGGAAAGUUCGGACAGGGACGCAAAGAGAUCGUGGAGGCUUCUACCCAGCGUGGGAGAAGGGGUCUCGGCCUCACACUGCAGGGUUUCCAGGGAGAACUGAACGUUGACUGGCGUGAUGAACCAGAGCCCAGUGCUGUAGAGAAAGUCGACUGGUUCCCAGAAUGCACCACAGAGAUCCCGGAUGCGGAUGAGCUCAGGGACUGGAUGACUUUGGGAGAAAGAAAACUCAAGAUUGAAGAUGAGAUAGAGUUUUGCUCAGAAGAUCUGCUGCACACUCUUCUAAGGUGUAAGACGGUGUUCGAUACAUUGGAGGGGGAGGAGAUGAGGAGAGCCCGGACACGCUCCAACCCUUACGAGACCAUUAGAGGAGGGAUCUUCCUCAACAGGGCAGCCAUGAAAAUGGCCAACAUCGACCACUGCUUCGACAACAUGUUCACCAACCCAAAGGACUCUCAUGGGAAACCUCUGACGAAGGACCGCGAGGGCGAGCUUCUGUACUUCGGUGACGUCUGCGCCGGGCCCGGAGGCUUUUCGGAGUACAUACUGUGGAAGAGACGCUGGCACGCCAAGGGCUUUGGCAUGACGCUGAAGGGACCCUGCGACUUCAAACUGGAAGAUUUCUACGCGGCGCCGAGCGAGCUGUUCGAGCCCUAUUAUGGUGAGGGAGGGGUGGACGGAGACGGUGACAUCACGCGACCUGAAAACGUGACCGCCUUCCGAAACUUUAUCAUGGAGAGCACAGAGAGGAGAGGGCUGCACUUCCUCAUGGCGGAUGGAGGUUUCUCUGUGGAAGGCCAAGAGAACAUCCAGGAGAUCCUGAGCAAACAGCUGCUGCUCUGCCAGUUCCUCACUGCCAUGUCUACACUCAGGACAGGUGGCCACUUUGUCUGUAAGACCUUUGACCUCUUCACUCCCUUCAGUGUGGGUUUGGUGUAUCUGCUCUACCUCUGCUUCGAUCGGGUCACGCUCUUCAAGCCCGUCACCAGCAGGCCGGCCAACUCUGAAAGGUACGUCGUGUGCCGUGGGCUGAAACCCGGCUCGGACGCCGUCAGGGAAUACAUGUUCAAAAUCAACCUGAAGCUGAACCAGCUCAGGGGCAAGGACACGGACGUUACGGACGUGGUUCCGCUGAGCAUCAUCAAGGAAGACCCCGACUUCUACCAGUUUAUGGUCAACUCCAAUGAGAGCCUCUGUGCGGUCCAGAUCAAGGCCUUGGCUAAGAUCCACGCUUACGUGGUCGACCCGACCCUUUCAGAGCCACGGCAAGCUGACAUCAGGAAGGAGUGUCUGAAGCUCUGGGGAGUGCCAGACAAGGCCAGAGUCACUCCUGCUUCAUCCGACCCAAAGAGCAAAUUCUACGAACUGAUCAAGAAUUCGGACGUGGAGUUGUUCCAGUCCAAGCUGACUCCGCUCGACUACACCACGCGGGAAAAGUUGCGUCCCAUCCUGGACUACAGGUGCAUCGUGGGAGGUGGAGAGCAGAUCUUUCUUCUGGCGCUGGGGAAGUCUCAGAUCUACACGUGGGAUGGGAAGAAUCCCGUCCGCUGGAGGAAAAUUGAGAAUUUCAAGCUGGAGCUACCAAGAGACACGCUUCUUAGCGUGGAGAUUGUCCAAGAGCUGAAGGGCGAGGGCAAAGCUCAGCGCAGAAUCAACGCAGUUCAUGUAAUGGAUGCACUAAUACUGAACGGCACUGAUGUCAGAGAUAAGCACUUCAACCAGCGGAUCCAGAUGGUGGAGAAGUUUGUGAAGGCAGUGGCCAAACCCAGCAGACCGGACAUGAACCCAAUCAGAGUGAAGGAGGUUUACAGGCUGGAGGAAAUGGAGAAAAUCUUUGUCAGACUAGAGAUGAAGGUAACUAAGAGCUCACAGGGCGUCCCCCGUCUGUCCUACACUGGUAGAGACGACCGCCACUUCCUCCCCACAGGCCUCUACAUCAUUAAGACCGUCAACGAUCCGUGGACGAUGGCGUACAGUAAAAACUCCAAGAUGAAGUUCUUUUAUAACAAGACAACCAAGGAGUCCACCUAUGACAUGCCAGCUAAUGCUGCUGCCCCCUUCCAUGUUUGCCACUCUGAGCGUCUUUUCUGGGCAUGGGUGGACGGGGUCAUAGUUCACGACUCUCAGACCCGGAUGGACCCUGAGAAACUGUCCAAAGACAACGUGCUGUCCUUCAUUCACCAGAAUUACCACCCCUGACUGAAUGAGCUUAAUUGGCCACGGCCUGUCCGCAGAGUGCACUAAUUUAUGGAGCAUACGAAACCUUGGGGAAUGGUACCGUGUAGUCCAUUAAUCCAUAUUUAAUCUGAUGAUGAAAGAAGAAUAUUUUUUUAUUUUCCAUUUCAAUCUCACCUAGUAAACCGCUUUUACGCUUAUCGAGGUCCUCCGUAGGUUGUGACUGCAGCUGAUAGCAUCUGGACUCCUUGUAAGCAGCAGACAUUUUUGCAAACCCGUCUGCCUCUCUGCCUUUUUUCCACUGCCCUUGCCUCUGUGACCUGUAGCGAAUAGGACUCAACUAAUUGGACAAUAUGGAGACAAAGAGGCGGUGCUGCUGCUGCCGUUGUCGUCGAUGUCUCUACAGCACAUUGAAAUGCAUGUUCCUGUAGUUCCGGUUUUUCCAGCUCCUCGUUUGUGCGACGCCCGUGUGUUUGUUUUCAUCACAUUAACGAUGAUAUAUGAUAGAGGGUUACAAAUCUUAAACUAUGCAUCCAUAUCCGUAAACACAGCCCUGCUUGUCCGCUGUGCAUCUUACUGUUCUCCAGGGUCUGUUCACUGCUCGGUGUCUCAUACAACGGACUCCAGCGGCAAACCGGCUCACCCCUCGCCAUCGUUUCAUCAUAUCAGUUGAAGAUGUAGCAGCUUCCUUCCAUCCAUGCGCCUGUCGCAGACUGUGUGUGCGAGUGCGUCUGUGCCCCGACUCAUCUUUUAUGCUCGUGCCUCAUGUCGCCUCGUUGUGUUUUUUUUUUUCCUAAAAUGCUGCAAAUCAGUUCAUUUCCUCUCCUGCAAUGUUCUUUCUCUCUGGCUCUCAAGCAGUUGAGUGUAAAUAAGGUAAAUAAAUGGGAGAUGGUGUUCCCACAACUGUC
Molecule: messenger RNA, 3587 nt
Organism: Mugil cephalus (flathead mullet)
Lineage: Eukaryota; Metazoa; Chordata; Actinopteri; Mugiliformes; Mugilidae
Gene: cmtr1
Product: cap methyltransferase 1
Exons: 24
Coding region: 211-2703 (830 amino acids)
Biological process (GO): 7-methylguanosine mRNA capping
Cellular component (GO): nucleus; cytoplasm
Molecular function (GO): methyltransferase cap1 activity; nucleic acid binding; protein binding
Source: RefSeq, a predicted model, not a curated record